GCCCCGGUCCCGCCCCAGCCAUGUCGGUCGAGUCGCGCAGACGCCCCGCAGCCGGUGCCGGGGGGGCGCCCGAGGGGGCGGCCGAGGGGGGGAGCCCCCGCCGGAGCCCCCGCGCCCGGCGAUGCGGAGCGGGGCAUGGCGGCGCCGGCCCCGCCGCUCUGCCUGCGCCUCAUGGCCGCCGCCUUCUACGGCCUCAGCUCCUUCCUCAUCGUCGUGGUCAACAAGAGCGUCCUCACCACCUACGGGUUCCCCUCCUCGCUAUGCGUAGGGCUGGGCCAGAUGCUGGCGACAGUGGCCGUGCUCUGGGCGGGCAAAGCGCUGCGGGUGGUGAAGUUCCCUGACCUCGACAGACAUGUCCCACGGCGGACAUUUCCUCUACCUCUUCUGUAUUUCGGGAACCAGAUCACAGGACUGUUCAGCACAAAGAAACUGAACCUGCCCAUGUUCACUGUCCUGCGAAGGUUUUCCAUCCUGUUUACGAUGUUUGCCGAAGGAUUCUUACUCAAGAAGAAGUUUUCCUGGAGCAUUCAGAUGACAGUAUUUGCUAUGAUCUUUGGCGCCUUCGUAGCUGCCAGUGCUGACUUGGCAUUCGACCUGGAAGGAUAUAUUUUUAUCCUUAUUAACGAUGCCUUAACAGCUGCAAAUGGUGCCUAUGUGAAACAGAAGCUGGAUUCAAAGGAGCUGGGAAAAUAUGGUCUGCUCUAUUACAAUGCACUGUUCAUGAUCCUCCCCACCCUGACCAUUGCCUACUUCACUGGAGACGCGCAGAAGGCAAUGGAAUACCAGGGCUGGGCAGACACAUUCUUCCUCGUGCAGUUCAUGCUGUCAUGUGUGAUGGGAUUUAUUUUGAUGUAUUCCACGGUUCUUUGCACUCAGUAUAACUCUGCUCUUACAACUACAAUAGUUGGCUGCAUUAAGAAUAUUUUAAUAACCUAUAUUGGGAUGUUUCUUGGAGGAGACUAUAUUUUUACAUGGAUGAACUUCAUUGGUCUGAAUAUCAGUAUUGCUGGAAGCCUGGUGUAUUCCUACAUCACUUUCACCGAGGAGCAAAUGAGCAAGGAGUCUGAUGCUGGCAGCAAGCUGGAUAUUAAAGGAAAAAGCUCUGUGUGACCAGGGAGAGGCUUUUUUUGGAAACAACCUCUUUCUGUUCGGCUGAUCCCGGGCAGAAUGCGGGAAGGAAUCCGGGGCGCCUGCCAGGAGCCACCGUGAUGCUCUUAAUUUGCACAGCCUCGAUUGCUGCCUUUGCAAAUCCUUGGGAAGGGAACUGCCUGCACGGGGAGGAAUGCAUCUAAUUAAGUCUGAUCAUGAGGAAUUAACAGGUUUCUAAUCAAGCUGAGAUCUGGCAGCUGAGAUUGGCACGAGCAGCAGGCGGCGCCAAGUAGAGGAGGAGGUGUCAGGGGAUCCUUGGCUGGAUCUGCUCCAUGGAUCUGCUCAGCCUGGAUUGGGAUGCUGGGGCUGCCUCUGCCUCUGCUCUGUAACCCCCAGCCUGGUCCCUCUGGCUGCUGCAGGAAGGGGAGGCUGUGGGAUCCGGCUCCGAGGGCAGGUGACCAUGGAAGGUGUUCCCCUGGAGGAUGCAGGAUGCUCCUGAUUUGGGCUAAAACCUCUUGGAUGAAUGUUCAGUGCUCUCUGAACUGAAAUUUUAGUUGUUUUCUGGGUUUAUUUUUUGUUUCAUUAACCCACUUCUAAAGCUGGGUUUGCCCUGCUGGUUUAUUAGAGCCCUGCAAACGUUCACCCCUCUCUUUCCUGCUUUUCAAGGCUCAGGGAUAUUUCCAACAGGAAGGUUUUACCUGCCACUGGUAAGCUUGGCAGAGCUGGCAGCCUCCCUCAAACCACCCCGGGGGCAGAAACUUUUGGAUUUGGGAAAGCUACUGACCUCGCUGGGCAGUUUGAAUCCAACAGGGAGAAGCUGCAGGAUUCACAGGACUUCAUCCCACCUGGCACACAGAGCAUGGUCCAGGAAAUGUGCCAAGCAAAAGCUGCUGCUCCUGCCCCUGGAAUCCCCAUCCCACCCACCUGCACACACCUGGAAGAGGCACAGGGACUGAAAUCACCUUUUGGCAAGUGAAGGGGGGCCAAGCCCUAUCCCACAAUUUGUGUUUUUCAUGGAAUAAGUCAUUAUGGGUCUGUGACCCAUUAAAAGAAUGGGAUUUUUUAUAAGUUGGGCAGUUUAAUAAGUUUGCUGAUUUUUAAAGGUUCUCUUGCACAGCACUUCUUUCUAGGUCUCCCUGGAUUGCCUUUUGGUUUAAAAAGAAUUGUUUAUAAGUUUGGGUAAAAAAAUUUUGGUAAAACAAUGUAUUUAGAGGUUUUUUUGUAUCCAUGCAAACAGCUGCUCUAGACACUGAGAGAUAUUUGGGAGAUAUUUGCUAAAACUGUGACUGCUGUUUGGCAAAGCUGCAUUUGUUGGAGUUUAUUGGAAGUUUUUAGAUAUGAAAGAGACUUUCUGGGAUGAUGCUGCAACAGCCUGAGGUGCUGGUAAAGGUGUGAAAUGAGUCUGCCAGCAUCAUCCUCCUCCUGGAGCUUUUCCAGAACCAGGAAAUUCCCUUUUCUUUGGAAUUGGUGUGGUAACUGAGGGCUGAGUCAGGGUGUCCUGGAGCAGCCCCUCAGCAGGUUCCCCCUCAGAGCACAGAAUUGGAGAAAUUAAAACAAAAAUAAAAAAUCCCUGAUUAUUUUUGUCUCUUCCCAAAUUCUGGUAAAUCCUCGGCUUUGCUGCCAGGAGAGGGAAGGUGAUGAACAAUUCCUGCUGUGCAGAAGCCCCAGAGCUGCCCAGACUCUCCCCAGCAUGGGGUUACUGGUGCUGUGCUGGCUCCCAGUAGCCAGGUGGUGCUGGGGCUGGUGGAUCUUCCUCUCGCUGCAACAUUCCCAAAUCCCUGUUUUCCACAUGUGCUCUGACUCUGCUGUGUCCACAGUCAGGAUGUUGAUUCUGUCAAAGGAGAUUUUUAUGAUUUUAUGUUUAUUUUUGAAUCUACUGGUUAGAUUUGGUGUCCUAACGGUAAAGUAUUUUUAAAGGUUAUUUUGUGUGUGCCAGGGUUGGGAUGGGAUCCAAAACACUGGGAAAGCCAAGAGCUCCUCUAACAGUAUUUUCUAUGCUAUUAAUUGACUAAAAAAAAAUGUUUUCUAUGUAGAAUCUAUUUACAAAAUGAGCAUUUUAGUGAUGAAAAGGGCAACCUUUUGAUUUGAAUGUAUGGCAGGCUUUGGAUGUCAGUAAUGAGAGCAGAAAGGAUUUGCCUCUGUAUUUUUGUAUUUGCUUCGAAUAAACCAAUGAACCAAA
Molecule: messenger RNA, 3268 nt
Organism: Pseudopipra pipra
Lineage: Eukaryota; Metazoa; Chordata; Aves; Passeriformes; Pipridae
Gene: SLC35D1
Product: solute carrier family 35 member D1
Exons: 12
Coding region: 136-1110 (324 amino acids)
Cellular component (GO): Golgi apparatus
Molecular function (GO): antiporter activity; UDP-N-acetylglucosamine transmembrane transporter activity; UDP-glucuronate transmembrane transporter activity
Source: RefSeq, a predicted model, not a curated record